Molecule: messenger RNA, 3484 nt
Organism: Eublepharis macularius
Lineage: Eukaryota; Metazoa; Chordata; Lepidosauria; Squamata; Eublepharidae
Gene: CLCN2
Product: chloride voltage-gated channel 2
Exons: 24
Coding region: 15-2711 (898 amino acids)
Biological process (GO): transmembrane transport; chloride transport
Cellular component (GO): membrane
Molecular function (GO): voltage-gated chloride channel activity
Source: RefSeq, a predicted model, not a curated record
GACUGGCGGCCGGGAUGGCGGCGGACGGCGGCCUGGAGCAGCGGGCGCUGCAGUACGAGCAGACGCUGAUGUAUGGCCGCUACACACAGGACCUAGGAGCCUUCGCCAAAGAUGAAGCCGCACGCAUCCGGCUGCAACAGGAACGCUGGAAAGGGUCCCCGAAGGAACGCCUGCGCCCUUCGGAGCUGCUGGAAUAUGACCAGAGUCGCUGCGCACGGUGCCGAAUCUGCACUGUGAGGUGCCAGAAGUUCCUCAUCUCCAAGGUGGGCGAAGACUGGAUCUUCCUCAUCCUCUUGGGCUUGGUGAUGGCCUUGGUGAGUUGGGGCAUGGACUUCACAAUAGCGACCUGCCUGCAAGCCCAGAAGUGGAUGUAUGGAGGGCUGGACGCCAACAUCUUCUUACAGUACAUGGCCUGGGUGACUUACCCGGUGGUGCUAAUCACCUUCUCUGCCGGCUUCACUCAGAUCUUGGCUCCUCAGGCUGUUGGCUCGGGCAUUCCCGAGAUGAAGACCAUUCUACGGGGCGUGGUACUGAAGGAAUACUUGACCCUCAAGACCUUUGUGGCCAAGGUGCUGGGCCUGACGUGCGCGCUGGGCAGUGGGAUGCCUUUGGGCAAAGAGGGGCCGUUCGUCCACAUAGCCAGUAUGUGUGCUGCCAUCCUUAGCAAAUUCCUUUCACUCUUUGGCGGGAUCUACGAGAAUGAAUCUCGCAACACGGAGAUGCUGGCAGCUGCUUGUGCGGUGGGAGUUGGAUGUUGCUUCGCUGCUCCCAUUGGAGGCGUCCUCUUCAGCAUCGAAGUCACCUCCACCUUCUUCGCCGUCCGCAACUACUGGCGCGGCUUCUUUGCAGCAACCUUCAGCGCUUUUAUCUUCCGGGUCCUUGCUGUGUGGAACAAGGAUGAAGAGACUAUCACAGCUCUUUUCAAAACCCGCUUCCGAUUGGAUUUCCCUUUCGACUUGCAGGAGCUGCCAGCGUUCGCGGUUAUUGGGAUCGCCAGUGGCUUCGGUGGGGCGCUGUUCGUAUUCUUCAACCGCAAGAUUGUCCAGUUUAUACGCAAACAGAAGACUAUUAACCGCUUCUUGAUGAAAAAACGCCUGCUCUUCCCUGCCCUCGUCACGCUUCUUAUAGCAACACUGACCUUCCCGCCCGGGUUUGGGCAGUUCAUGGCUGGCCAGCUCACACAGAAGGAGACCUUGGUAACCUUAUUCGACAACCGCACCUGGGCCAAGCAGGGCCUAGCCGAAGAAUUCGAAUAUGUCGGCGUCUCCGAGGCCUGGAAGCACCCGCGUGCCAACGUUUUUGUCACCCUGGUUAUCUUUAUCGUUAUGAAGUUCUGGAUGUCGGCCUUGGCCACCACCAUCCCCGUGCCCUGUGGAGCCUUCAUGCCUGUCUUCGUCAUUGGGGCAGCAUUCGGGCGGCUUGUGGGUGAAAGCAUGGCGGCUUGGUUCCCAGAUGGCAUCCACACCGACAGCAACGUCUACCGCAUUGUGCCAGGGGGCUACGCAGUGGUGGGUGCGGCUGCGCUCUCUGGCGCUGUCACCCACACCGUAUCCACGGCUGUCAUCGUCUUCGAGCUGACCGGCCAGAUCUCGCACAUCCUGCCGGUCAUGAUCGCGGUGAUCCUGGCCAACGCUGUGGCGCAGAGCUUGCAGCCGUCGCUGUACGACAGCAUCAUCCGGAUCAAGAAGCUGCCGUACUUGCCUGAAUUGGGCUGGGGACAUCAGGAGAAGUACAACAUCCGAGUGGAGGACAUCAUGGUGCGGGAUGUGCGCUACAUCACCCUGAACUGCCGAUACCGUGACCUUCAGGACGUGCUUCAUAGCACCAAGAUGAAAAUCCUGGCUCUGGUGGAAUCCGCCGAAUCCAUGAUCCUUCUGGGGUCUAUCGAGCGGGCUCAGAUUGUGGCCCUCCUGAGCGAGCAGUUGAGCUUUGCACGCCGCCUGCAGUAUAUGCGGGAGAAAGCCCAGGCGGAACGCAGGGCAGCCGAGAAGAGCCAGGAAAACGAAGGGCAGCCCCCGUCAGACACGGGCGUGCGCUUCCAGAUAACCACAGAGGAAUCCUCGUUUGUCCCGACACGGAGCGAGUCCCACAAACCCCUGAAGCCGGCUCUGAAACGAGUCUCCAGCAGUUUAUCCGAGAGCCCUGCGACUGGGACCAUGGAUCCACCGGGCAUUGCUCUGAGGAGCCUCUUCUGUGCCAAUGCCACAACAGCAGAGCCAAACGAGGAUGAGAAUUCGGGCCAGUCUGAAAAGCGCAAGUCGAAGCGCGUCCGCAUUUCUGUAGUGGAGGAAUAUGAAGCUGUUGCUGAGAUGUCCCCUGCAGAGAUCCUGGAAUGGGAGGAGCAGCAGCUCGAUCAGUUUGUCAACUUCAACAACAGCAAGAUUGACCCAGCCCCUUUCCAGCUGGUCGAACGCACUUCUUUGCACAAGACACACACCAUCUUCUCGCUCCUGGGGGUGGACCACGCUUACGUCACCAGCAUCGGGCGCCUGAUUGGCAUGGUGUCGCUCAAGGAGUUGCGGAAGGCCAUAGAGGGCUCGGUCACUGCCAAGGGGGUGAAGGUGCGGCCCCCGUUGGCCAGCUUCCGGGAGAGCACAACCAGCAGCAGCGAGACGGAGGCCACGGAGAUCCACCAGCUGUGGGACCGGCGGCACCGGCACUCCAUCCCCCGUGAAUCCAGCCCUUCCGAGAGCGAUGAUAAAUGUCAAUGAUGGCAGGAGGACAGCCACAAACUACCCCGUGGACGUGACGCAGGGGCUGCAGCCAAAGCCUCUCCGGUGCCCUCCUUGCCCAGCCUGUCCACCCAAGGAAGGGCAUAAGGGCCCGGGUGCAAGAAUUGCCAUCCGCUAGAAUAUCCAUCCUCGAGGCUUCAGGGACAACCGCUGAAGCCCAGCCCAAUGCUGGAGGAGAGGACGACAUGAAAGAACUCCUGGAGAGAGAAACCUGGCCCUCUUGUCCCUGCUUCCCGGGAUGACCAAGCCCCGUGCUCCACCAGGACACAACCUUAAGAUCUGGCCGGUGCCUCUGGGCCGCACGCCACUCCCGUUCCUCUUACCCAGCUCUUGGGCUCCAGUAUGGCUCUGGAUUUUUGCCUGCCCCUGGACAAGAGGCGUCCAGGUUUUACCGUAACCUCCCUCUGUCUUGUAACAGGAGGCCAUCAUUUGAAUGCAAAGAGCCUGGGUGGGGUGGGGUGGGGUGGGCUGGGGUCAGCCGGUCCUGGCCCUCUGGCUUAAGGGAAGCCUGACUGGGGGAACUCUUUGCUGGCCUUCUGAGUGGAGGCAGAAGCCAGGAGGACACUGGAUCUCUGAGCUACUGAGCCCUGGGGAGACUUUUCUUCCCUCGCCAGAGCCCUUCCCUGCACAGGGACUCUUUGCUGCCCUGCCCCAGCCCCCUCAUCAGAGCCCCUUCCAGAUUCCAGGGGGGAGGGAGGGGCCGGGACCUGGGAUGUAAAUAGAAGAGAUUGGUUUUUUUAUAUUAAUUUAAU